UGUCACGACUAUUACAACGACCCAUGCCUCUUAUCGUGCUUUCACACUUUUUGCGCUCGCUGCAUUCGGGGACCUCACGUUGACAACAAAAUAUCCUGUCCGACUUGCGGGUAAAUAUAUACGAAAAAAGGGGGGGAAAAAAAAAGGAAAAUACGCCUCGACCAGUAGGCCCGAGUGCAUGAAGCAUGUGCGACCGCAUUGAUGUGUUUACGAACUUUUUCAUUUCACGAAUAAAACUUGAAAAGCUCGUUGCGCCCAGAUCCAUUUGUUGUACAAGAAUCGACGUAGCUCGAUACAGAAUCAAACGAUAGUGGCAACAAAACAAAAACAGAAGAAAGAAACGUAUUUGUUUUCACGCGGUAGAUUUUCAUCCGGAUUUAAUUUACUUUUAAUUAGACGCGCCGCGAAUCCAGGAAGCUCCGAGUCGUUCGAACAAAACUAUUUUCAUUCGAUUCUCUCGCUUGACAUUCUCUCCGUUUCAACAACUUUUCCACCGAGAAAGUAAAGAAAGUUGAGAGACCGAUGAAUGGCAUCGAGCGGGGGGGGGAUGAAGAAAGGGAGGAAUGGAAAGAGAAAUUGACAGACAGAUAGAGAUGGAAAGAGAAAAUAUUCACAGUUGCAUAGCAACCCUAUCGUAUCUCUCGAUCUCUGGCAUUCAUUGUUUGGCCAUUCUUAUUGUCUACACGGAGCUGAUUGUAUGCUUACGCUCUUCCUCCUCAUCCUACUCGCUCCCUCUUCAACUCCAUUCAACAAUUCGAGGGAUGUAUGUACCUUUUGAAGUGUAUUUGCGUCUGCCAGCAGCCCCCUCCCGACGCGCCCCUCCGCAUCCCAGUAAUUCAAUUAUUAAGGCCCACAUCACUUCGGGGCUUUGACUUAGCCCUGCUUUCUCUAUCGUCCAACUUUCGGCGCGCUCCCACCGCGAGUCUAAUUUUAUAACGCACUGAUGAGAUAACGCACUUGAUCUCUCGAGUGGCCAUUGUUUCUGUCCCGCGACUAAGUUAGUCCUUUGAGAAGGGCAACUCGACGUUCUUCGAUUGGUAAACGAAACAAGCUCUCCGGGGAAAAACAUUCGCACUUCGAUUCUCCAUUUAUUCAAUGCUGGAUCGAAUUAUGUCUAUGAAUGCAGUUAUCGCUCCUCGGUAUCCUGGCUAAACAGUUUUGAGAGGGUAGUCGAAUAGAAACCGACGAACCGAACGAUGAUCAAAGCGCUUCCACGCCAAUGGAUCGUCAUUGAGCGUCCUGCCUUCUCUCUCGUAUCAAUCUAACCGUCAUCCGUUUUUUGCCCCUUAAAAAGCUCCCCGGGGAGCCCUAAUUCGAACUUUUAUCGUCAGCCGCGUACAGAUUCGUUUCCUCGAUAAUGUGACUCUUGAUUUUAUCCGCGAGCACGCGAGCUUUCUCUUUAUUUUUGUUUUAUUUUUAUUCCAACGACCGUUCGGAUCAAUGGGACGAAAAGAUUUGAGACUGCUGGAAGCGAUGCCUUCCGGGAAAACGUCCCUGAAAUGCGAUCUUGAGAUAAUUACGGAAAUCACGAAGAUUAAAUGAGCUGGAAAAGUUUGGCUCCGAUCCUUCAAGAUGAUCAUGGAACACGCAUCCCUUCGACGCUCCCUCAAUAUAAUCGCGUGGUUUCAAGCGUUACUAAACUUUGCCAUCAGAUUUCCUCUCGCGCGGUAUCUCAAAGUUUUCUCCCCGUGUUAUUAAAAGCAUCGAAAUGGAUUCGAUUGAUACGAUAGACUGUUGACCCAGUUCUAACGAAACGUCCAAUGUACCGCGGCCGUCCAAAGAAACUCAAUUAAUCCAAUUGUGAGACCAGACGUCGGAGGCCACUUCCCAAGUCCCCACCCCCGCCCCGAAACCAAAUAUUUUCCCUCGCACCACUCAAAUUGAUCUAAUUUCUCACUUAUGAAUGUUACUCUGAUUGAGUGAUGAGAGUGCUCAGCCAUGAAUUGUGCUUUCAACCACUGAGUUGCCAGCUCGACCCUCCGUUCUCCGUUACGUCUAACUGCUCCACCGGAAGUCAAGGAAUUCAAUAUUAUUACGGACUCCGAAGAGCCAAUGAUAAUCUACAGGGUGCACCUCAACUUUUUGCGCAGUCAAAUGACUCAAUUGAAGGAAGGCGCGAUGCUUCCACCGGUCGAUCAGUUGAUGCGACAGCUCGUGGAGUUGGCUAAUUCGGAGAAUCCACCGUGCGCGAAUUGUGACAAAAGGGACAAGUCCGGAAUGUUUUUUUGCACGACAUGCGGUCAGGCGCUGUGCACGCUCUGUCGAGAGCCGACUCAUCGGGCGAAGAUGUUUUCUUCCCACGAAGUGGUGCACAUGAGCAAGUGUUCAAAGGAUACUCAGCGACGUUGUUCGACCCACGGUGAACUCUACAUAAUGUACAGUCAGAGUGCGAAAUGCAUGCUGUGCGCGACUUGCUUCCGCGAGACUCCGGCAGACGCGAGGAUCCAUUGCGUCGACAUUGAGAGCGCUUGGCAACAAGCAUCAAAGAAGAUGGAGCGGACGGCUAAUCACAUCUGCGAAUUGCAAGCCGGAGUCCACGACAACCUUCUCGCAUUGAAGUCGCAGCUCGACGAGCUGCGCCGCUCUUUGGAGAGUGAAAAAAAGUCGCUCAACGCUUAUUGCCAGGGCAUGCAAGAGGUUGUUAACAAAACCCAUUCGGCUGUGCUGACGGAGUUGCAGAGACAGUUCGAGACGAAGGAAAGGAUGGUCAGAGCUCAGCUGCUCUCUCUGGGCUCGGCCCUCCCGGUCCUUCAGAUGCAUCUGAUGCUCUGCACUGUUUUUACGACGGGUGCGACCAAGCACCAGUUCCUGGAGCUGGCUCAUCCGAUGCUCGAGAGACUCGACAGGGUCGCGCAGCUCGGCCAUCCUCCGAGACCCCCCCUCGUCACUGUUCAUCUCAAAAACACUUAUAGAAACGAUUUUGCUAGGGCUCUUCAGCCUUACGUUGGCCAGAGCGUCGGGGGAGGGCAGAAGGAAGCUCUGUACGAUCACACUCACAUGAUGGGACAGGAUCCAAUCAUACUUCAGAGCGCGAAGAGCUCCCAGAGAGGGCAGAACAAGAGCACCGGCCAGCAGCAGGACUCGAGUGCACCGUUCUCCAAUCAUUGCAGAACUUUUGAUUCCCAGUUAAAAGAACUCAGCCAACAAUUGAUGGCCGUUAAAGAGCGGCUGGGGGAGUUGCACCGGGACGUGGCGGUUCUACGGAGAGCGAAUACCCCGCCGUUGGGCUCGCGGUACGAGCACGUUGCCAGAGACUGUAAAAUUCUGGAACAGCAGCUCGAGCAUCACCAGAUCGAGUUGGAAGGUCUCGGCAACAUAUUCGACGCUCUGUGGGAAGAGCAGCUGUGCAAAAUUCACGUAGAAAAGGAAAUAUUCCAUGCACAGAUGAAUGACAUCGUGACUCUCCGGGGCGAGGUUAAACAACUACAGAACUUGACCCAGCAGCUCGAGCCGUUUGUCAAGUCAUUCACAGCGGGUGUCAACGCUGGCGAGAUAAGAGCUGCAGCCUUGGAUUCGUCCGACCAACAACACCUCGAAGCACUCUUGGAUCAUUUGGCACGUCUUCAAAUGCAGGAAUCUCAGCAAUCUCAGCCAACCGCGCCUACCAAAGAUUGCCGGCAUUCGAGAAACACACCGACCAGCGCGGACAACGCCCUUUACAUGAAAGAAGCGAAGGAGAUGCCGACCCGGUGCAGAACUCCGUUGGGAGGAGUCGGAGCUCUCCUGGACUCCGGUGGGAACAUCGUGGUUUACGGGCCGACGAAGCAGCCCGACGUGAAACGAGGAGUGCUCAGUCAAUUGAUAGAAAAAGCUCGGCCUCGGGAGGACCGAAAAAAAUCACCGGGUCGCGAGGAGGGUGCUCGUGACAGGAGCGUCGGACGGAGAUCGAGGAAAUCACCGGACAACGCGAAACCGAAAACGCCGCCGGGUCACGGAGGCUCUUCGUCGAGUAGUAAAGUUCGUACGUUGUAUCGAUCGUUGAAAGGAGCAGCGAGCUCGAGCAACGCGGUGACCGACGGCCCGGUUUCCGGCGGUCAAGAUGGAAACGAGCAGCCUGAAAGGUGCACGGAAUCGCAGCAACGACAGUCCCAGUCGGGCGGAGCGGAAGAGAGUGACUAUCAGAGAAUAUCGGAUGCGUCGACACUCGGAGAAGCCAAGAAACGUGUCCAGGCCCAAGUGCACGCCGCCCCGACGGACGAGCAGCAACCGACGACCUCGAAAACCGUUAAAUAUUAUCCGAUGAGCGACCCCGAGGACAUUUUUUAUCCGAAUGAAAAAUCAGGAAGCGCCGGAAGCGUCUCAGGACGCAGGAGGCGGAGAGCGAGCUGCGACAGCCUGAGCACGACAGGCUCGGGAAACAGUCCGAGAUCGAGCAUAGUCGAUGCCACCAUGGGCCAGUCCGGCGGCGCGCCUCAAGACACGAGGAAAGCCCUUUCCGUGCUCUUCGGCACUCCAGCCGGACAAACAAUGUCAGUCGGCAAAGCUGCAGCGCGCGUCCAGAAACAAAGAUCGUGGGAAACGUUUCCACGCCCGAAGAGCAAGCGAGGCAUCAGCCCCUCCGUCAUCGCAGCUGCCGAAUCCAACGCAACCGGGCUUGGACAACUUAAAAAAGCUGAUAGCUUCGAAGGCCACGAAGAAGCUGUCAGAACACUCGUUGCCGCCGUUCAGGAAACUCGCUCUCAUCACAGGCACCAUCACGCUCAUCAACAUCGUUAUCAUCGUAAGAGCAAAACAAAUUAAGCUUAAGAACACACACACACACACACAAACACAAACACACGCGCAUACGUUUAUUAAGUUUUUCAAACAUUUUCAUUAUCGGUAUUAAUCGUUAACGAGGCAAUGACAAGGAAUUGGAAAGGCUACGAGAACGCGGAAUCGACGCCGCAUCACCGAUAUCGAUAACGCGUUGGUCGGACUAUCGGAGCUGGGUUACUCGCUUCCAAACACUCCACUCCUUCGAUCUAACCGUAACAACCGAAGCCACUUUUUGCCACUAUUUUUUAUCGGGUUUAAAGUAUCUUCGAUGUCAUCGCCCACCGCGAUUACCUCUCGAUUCAUAUUCGAAGAUAUAUCAGCCGAUAAAUACUUACUCAUCAACUUUGAGAAUGCAGAGUCUGAGAUAGAGAUUAGGUUCGAUUAAACACGUUCAAUGAAAGUCCCGUUUUAUCCAAUGUUUCCGGAAAAAACGCUCUACUCCCGUGAACAUUCACGCGGGAUGAUCAGUUCGGACGAAUUAUUGAGACACCGAUCAGAGUCAAUGUGGCAGAUCCGGUUAACUCUAUUUGGAAUACGUUUUCAUGGAAUCAAGGUGAAUGCCUGAUGGAGACUCAUCGAAUGAAUGCUCAUUUUUCAAAGUGCAUUUAAGGAAGAUCAUGCGUUACUUGGAUUUAAAAAAGUGACUGAACUUUUUGCUGUUUUCAUGAUCAAUGAAACGAUUACAAUUUGGUCUCGUAAUUAUUAAAAUUAUGUGUUACGUAUUUGAUGAGAUUGAUAAAUUUUUAAUAUAAUGAUUGCGGCUAAUAAAAUACUUUCGUAGUUAAAUCGUCAAGCCAAAUGUGACAACAGCCAUUUUAUAUUUAUAUGCGUAUGCAUAUCUAUAUUUUAAACUAGCUGGCUCGCAUGGUGCUGUCAAACCUUCCAACGUUUGUGUCGUUAUUACUCGUUAACCUCAAACAAGUGUUUUUCUUCUUCAAUUCCCAAGUGAUUUUCAACGGUAAUAAGGCUUUCUCCAAAGCAUCAUUGAUGUCUAAAAACAUUAUAUUUUCUUAUUCUCGUUUUUGGCCCUUCAAAGUUGGGAGGAUCCUAUUUCAUGAAAUCCAAAUGGUCGCACAAGAAGAGUGCCUGCCAUAAGGGCUAAAAAAAUGUGAUUUUCGUGAAUUGUUUUUUCGAUAACUAGACGGUAGAUCUUAUAAUAAUUCCGAGAAUAGAUGCACGCUGUAUAUUUCUAGGAUAUUUCCAAAUUUCAACUCUUAGAUUCGCGUGAUCUUCCUUAAACAAAGUUUCAUUGAAAAUCGACAGUGUCGCGUUUGCAUAGAAAUUUUUCAGGUAAAAAUCCGCACUUUUCAAACGCUCUCAAUUCUUCAAAUUUCAUUUUCUUCCCCAAUGAAUCCUCCACCGAGUUUUUCGCGUCGAUUUUCCUCCGAACUCCAUCGCUUUACGCUCCCCGUUGCAUCCCCAAUCCAGUGAGUGGUUAAAAAAAAUUUUUAUUACAGUUAUUUGAAUGUUCAUGAUGACAGAUCGUCGAAAGAUGAAAAUACGAUUUGACAAAGCGCGGUGAAUUUUCCGGGGAAUGGGAUAUAGUACAGCGCGAAGCAUAAAAAUUCGUCGAAAAUUGUGGAUUACUCUCUGGAAAAUCUCCGUAAAAAAAUAACGUCGUGAAAUGUAGUCACCGGUUGAUGAUUCUGUGAAUUUAUCGUUAUUAAAUAUUCCUCAGGGUAAAUCUGCCGUCGGUUCAUCCAUUCGGCGAAUGAAACUUUGAAUGAAAGUAUUUUUAAAAAAUGUAGCACUCACUCGACCAGUGCAAAGCUGCUGCGCGGUAUUGACUCGAGUAUUAAAAAAAAAAGUUACGUAUACUUCGAACUUUGGCUGGUGCAACGUUUAUAUGCUGGCGAAGAAAAAAAGGGACAAACAGUUUUAUACGUUCUGGCUGACAAGCCGCGUCGAAGUGAGCGCUCCAACUCAGCUCGACUGAGCUCAUGAAAAGGCCUUUUGCUGUGACAUUUCGUGUUAAAAUUGUCGGCUUUAUAGCGUUUAAAUUAUCGAGUUUAAGGAAAGCAACUACUGCAGGGAUCUCUGGAGGGUAAAUCGACGUAAUAUUAUCAACAUGCACAACCGUUAUAGCACCGAUCGACUCGAUUGUGUUACAAUUGUUUAAUGCCCUCAUGUUCUUCGGUUCAGAUUCCUCGAUUGGAGGGAAAAUUAACUAGGAAUAUUUAUUUUGCUCGGGGUUUUACGAUACGAAUUUCACAGUGAUUUUUUUCAACCUCGAAUUUCCCGAAAUAUAUUUACUUCGCGACGAUAAUCUCACACAUCAGAAUUGUGCUCAAACGAUAACGUUUACCUUGGAAAAAAGUUGAUGAUUUUUUGUCUAUGGGUUAAGUCUUAAAAGUUGCAGAAUCCAUGAGAAAAAUUCAACGAACGAAAGGUUUUUCGUAUCCUUCAUGUAUUUUUGAAUAAACACUUUUCACGAGACUAAAUUUGAGCCCGAUACAGGCGAUGCUGAAUUUCGAGUUCGGACGAAUAACGAGGUUUUACGUACGAACGAUUUUUCGAGACUGUUUUAACGAAACGAUUAUUUUAUACUCCAGUCCGAACUCAUCGGCAAACAAAUUCAAAAGUUUUGACAAAGUUUUACAAGAUUUCACGAAAUAUUUCGCCGCGAAUGGCACACGGGAAAUCCACGAAUUGUUAAAAUAGCCACGAGAAAUACAAAUGGAAACUCAUUUCGACGGGACGAUAUUAAUUGAUUGGAUUAUUUAUUUAUAAAAAUAUUUUCAACGCCACGUUCAAUGAAACUGCCAAAAAUUUGAUGAUUCCCUUUCGAAAUACAUACAUACGAUUCUAUCGAAAUAUAACUGUAAACUCGAGUGGGUAUUCGUUCAAUUUUAUAGAAAUUUUACUGCAUCGAAGCCAUAUUAUCAUGUAACCGCAUAGGAUUUCCUCAUCGCGUUUUUAUACGAACACGCACUCGUUAAAAUAAACUGAAAUUUUUCGAAAGAGAAA
Messenger RNA from Venturia canescens, 7725 nucleotides. RefSeq names its product RING finger protein 207-like. The transcript has 7 exons. The record is from RefSeq and is a predicted model, not a curated record. Bases 2053 to 4740 code for a protein of 895 amino acids. Lineage: Eukaryota; Metazoa; Arthropoda; Insecta; Hymenoptera; Ichneumonidae. Gene Ontology annotation, cellular component: perinuclear region of cytoplasm. Gene Ontology annotation, molecular function: transmembrane transporter binding; zinc ion binding; Hsp70 protein binding.